AUGGCGACGGCAUCUUCCUUCCCCUUCCCGCGGGAAUACUCCUUCCCGCCCUUCUUCACCCGCCAAACGAACCUCACAACUCACCACGCCCAGCUCGAGCUCUUCCACAACAAGACGCUGAACAAGCGGCUGUCGCUGGCCGACGCGCGCGAGGUGCUCGAGUUCAUGCGUAAGGACGGCCGCGCCGAGGCGCUGCCCGCGAGUACGGACGUGUUCUGGGUGUACUGGCGCACGCCGGACGAGUGGGCCGCCGUGAUUGAGGGGUGGAUCGACGACACGGCGCAAAAGGGCGUCGUGUUGACGCUGUACGAGCUGACGGAGGGCGAGGGCACGAGAGGGACGGAGUUCCACGGCCUCGACCCCGACUUGCUCGCGAAAGCGCUACAGAUCCUGGUCAAGCGUGGCAAGGCCCAGAUCUUUGGACAAGAGGACUCGCAGGGUGUCAAGUUCUUUUGA
This is a messenger RNA of Colletotrichum spaethianum, 456 nucleotides long. Its product is annotated as vacuolar protein-sorting-associated protein 36. Gene Ontology annotation, biological process: protein transport to vacuole involved in ubiquitin-dependent protein catabolic process via the multivesicular body sorting pathway. The transcript has 3 exons. The record is from RefSeq and is a predicted model, not a curated record. Lineage: Eukaryota; Fungi; Ascomycota; Sordariomycetes; Glomerellales; Glomerellaceae. The coding region runs from base 1 to 456 and encodes 151 amino acids. Gene Ontology annotation, molecular function: structural molecule activity; protein homodimerization activity. Gene Ontology annotation, cellular component: ESCRT II complex.